Molecule: messenger RNA, 2316 nt
Organism: Closterium sp. Naga37s-1
Lineage: Eukaryota; Viridiplantae; Streptophyta; Zygnematophyceae; Desmidiales; Closteriaceae
Source: the annotation of a GenBank genome assembly
AUGGUCCUCCACUCUUGGUCUGCCCCUCCACUUUCAUUCCCCUGCAGCUUUGCCCUCCACCACUGCAGCUUUGCCCUCCACCACUGCAGCUUUGCCCUCCACCACUGCAGCUUUGCCCUCCACCACUGCAGCUUUGCCCUCCACCACUGCAGCUUUGCCCUCCACCACUGCAGCUUUCCCCUCCACCACUGCAGCUCUGCCCUCCACCACUGCAGCUUUGCCCUCCCCCACUGCAGAUUUUCCCUCCACCCCUGCAGAUUUUCCCUCCACCCCUGCAGAUCUGCCCUCCACCACUGCAGCUCUGCCCCAUUGCUGAUCUUCUUUAUUGCUGAACAUCCGUCUACCGUUGCUGAACAUCCGUCUACCGUCUCCCAUUCCCAUCCUCUCUCAUCCACUCCCUUCACCACUCAUCCUCUCCCUCACCAUGCUGCAGCCACGUGGAUACCCCCACAGCACGAGACGGGCCUUCUUCUCACCUUUUACCCUCUUCUGUUUCAAAUCCCUCCCCUCUCCCACCUGCCGCACCCCACAGCAAGAGGCAGGGCAUUUCCUCAUCUCCUAUCUGAUAGGCAUUCCCCCACGCAGCUUCAAUCUCUCACCUUCCCACCUCCCACCUCCUUCACUCUCUCAUCCCACCUCGCACCCCCUCCCACCCCACAGCACGAGGCAGGGCAUUUCCUCAUCUCCUACCUGAUGGGCAUCCCCUCACGCGCCUUCACUCCCUCACGUUCCAACUAUCCCGCCUCCCACCUCCUUCUCUCUAUCCCACCUCCCAACUCGUUCUCUCUAUCCCAUCUCCCACCUCCUUCACUCUCUUAUCCCACCUCGCACCCCCCUCCCACCCCACAGCAUGAGGCAGGGCAUUUCCUCAUCUCCUAUCUGAUGUUCAUCCCUCCACGCAGCUUUACUCUAUCACCUUCCCACCUCCCACCUCCUUCACUCUCUUAUCCCUCCUUGCACCCCCCUCCCACCCCACAGCACGAGGCAGGGCAUUUCCUCAUCUCCUACCUGAUGGGCACCCCCCCACGCGCCUUCACUCCCUCACGUUCCAACUAUCCCGCCUCCCACCUCCUUCUCUCUAUCCCACCUCCCAACUCGUUCUCUCUAUCCCAUCUCCCACCUCCUUCACUCUCUUAUCCCACCUCGCACCCCCCUCCCACCCCACAGCACGAGGCAGGGCAUUUCCUCAUCUCCUACUGCUUCGCUCUCUCCAACCUGGAUGCGUAUCAGUGCCACUGGUUCUCGACUCAACGUGCAGGCCGGCACCACCUUCCUCGACCUUUUCUUCCAGGAGCAGACAAGAACGUGCCAAAUCAGAUCCGAUUUUUCUCCCUGUCGCCUUUCCCAUCGUCGUCCUCGUCGACGGUUGCUCUCUCCCUGAAAUGCCCGCCUCCUAACGCCUUUCUUCUCUCCCCUCCCAUCGACUGCUCGCUCUCCCUCCCGUCGCCUUCUUCUCUCCCCUCCCGUCGCCUGCUCGCUCUCCCUCCCGUCACCUUCUUCUCUCCCCUCCCGUCGCCUUCGCGCUCUCUCCCCCGUUGCCUUCGCGAUCUCCCUCCCGUCGACUGCGCGCUCUCCCUCCCGUCGCCUUCGCGCUCUCUCCCUCGUAGCCUUCUCGCUCUCCGUCCCAUCGCAUGGGCGCUCUCCCUCCCGUCGCCCUUGCAAUUUCCCCUCUCUUCCCGUCGCCCACUUCAUCUCCUAUCGCUCACGUCCUCCCUUCCCGUCGGCAUCGCGCUCACGUUCCUCCCUCCACUCGACAUCGCCCUCACGUCCUCCCGUCCCGUCGUUCGCCUCCUCUCUCCCAUCCCGUCGUUCACCUCUUCUCCCCUCCCACCCCAUCGUUCGCUUCCUCUCCCCUCCCAUCCCGUCGUUCGCCUCCUCUCCCCUCCCAUCCCGUCCCACCGCACCUGUUCUUCUCCAAUCCAAUCGUUUUUUUUCCUUUCUUUUCCUACUUCUCCUCCCUCCCCUCCUGUCCAAACACACAUCUCCUCUCAAAAUCCCUUCCACCCCCCUUCUACCCCACCCCCCCUCCUCCUCCCCCACCUCCCCCACUCCCCUUCCCCCUUCCCCCCAAAAAAGCUUCUCCCACUCAUUGCGGGUGCUGGCACAGAAGCUCCUCCCAAGAACAUGCAGCUGAAACGGCAGUCAUGGGCCACCACGUGUAUGAAAUAUGCCGCAUGCCUGCUUUCCAACCCGCAUGACAGCAGGAAGGGGGGAGAAGGGGAAGAGGGGGGAGGAGGGUUGGAAAACAGACACAUGGAUGAUGAUGAAGUGGCACAAGGAGCUGACCACCCUCCUGGACAGCGUAUGGCAUCAUGA